AGCCGCAGGCCCGCAGCUUUGCUGUCACACACCGCAUGCGGCGGAACUUCCUUCACCACUAUUAGCACUGGAGACUUAAAACCAGCUGACUCUAGCUUUGCGAUACCUACAUUGCACAAUGAUAGUAUCUUUACAGGACUCUACAGAUGCAGCUUCCUCUGAACUCAAAGCUUCUCCAGAUACUGAGAAUGAGUUUGCUGGAGAAGCAGUGCGUGAAAUCUUGUUUCCUUUCUACUUGUCCUAGUUUAUUGAUUUUACUUACAGCCUCCUCCAUCAUAUUAUAACAACACUUCAGACCAAAAUGCAAGUUGCGGGUGCAUCCUCUUCCAGCAUUCCUCCUCAGCCCACUUUCAAGUCCAAACCAACAAAUUACUUGCACCUCUUCAAUGAGCAUAGCUCUAUCAAGGGGGAGUACGUCAUAGACCCUGGCAUGAAUAUCCCCACCUCUCUUCUUCCACCCCUGCGUCCAGAAGAGAGUGAGGCAGACAGAAAGAAUCUAUCCUUGCGCUCGAAACACGGAUCUGUUAAUGCAGAAAUAUGGCUACUCGGUGCUCGAGACGCCCAACCCUCCGAAUCCAAGAAGUUCACCAAACGUGCGAUACUCGACAUUGGCUCUGACGAUGGCUCUGUUACAGCGCGGGUUGUAUGUCGUCUGUUUGAUUAUCCUGGUUCCCCGUUGAUCAGAAUACUAGCACACUAUUCAUGGGGUUGUGCCGUUCUUGCUCACCAUUUCCGCGAAGAACGGCUCUGUGAAUGUCACUCUUCCGCGCUCUUUAGUGGCUUCCUUCUUCUAACGACUAGCCACGGUUCCGUCUCACUCACCGAUACUCUCUCCCAAAACUGCACGCAUCUAAGUCAGGUGGACUUGACUCGAAGAUAUUUUGUUGGAGACUUGUCCACGGUUGAUGACAGUGAUUGGAUUGGGGAUGAACUACGGGUAGAAGCGAAACAUGGAAACAUCAGGAUAAAAUAUGUCGAAGAACAUACCAAGGCAGACAAUACCAGCAAAGGAGGUCUUUUGAAUCGGUUAUUCGGAUGGUAGUGGGUACUUCCUGAAGUCACCUGUACGACUAUUUUUCACGUGCAACUUGUAAUCACUAUGGCCAUGUGGCGUUGAUCGACUAACAGCUGCCUGCCUUUUUUUGUCUCGAUCGUUCCAUUGCCGCAGCACGCAGCCGCAGUACCUUGGGAGCGCCGCAGCGUUCCUUCUUACAUUUGUUCGUUUGCGAACUCGUCCAUUGAAUAAUCUUUGACGACUCUACCCCCAUCAUCACUAGGCUCCAAUGAUCAUCAUCUCAGAGAAGCAGCUCCAGAA
Suillus subaureus is the source of this 1315-nucleotide messenger RNA. RefSeq lists its product as uncharacterized. The transcript has a single exon. Lineage: Eukaryota; Fungi; Basidiomycota; Agaricomycetes; Boletales; Suillaceae. The coding region runs from base 302 to 1042 and encodes 246 amino acids. The record is from RefSeq and is a predicted model, not a curated record.